UUCUCGCAUCUCAAAAUCCAUCAAUCGGUAUUCAGUAGCCAACUGUGAAUAAGUGAAUAGACAUCCAAGCGUUCCAUUCCAUUUCCGUAUAGUUCGAAAACACUUGAGUACCUUCGAUCAUAUUUUAGUGUCAAAAAUGGCCGAGGAGCAUACCAGUAAGGCCCCUGAGUUGGAGAGCAACGUUAGCGGUGAAGGAGCAGUGGAGAGCAAGGACCGAGGGUUGUUCGAUUUCAUGGGGAAGAAAGAAGAGGAGAAGCCUCAAGGGGAGGUGAUCGUAACCGAGUUUGAAAAGGUUACUAUCGAAGAGACAAAGGCAGAGGAAGAAGGUGAGGAGAAGAAGAAGCAUGGUCUCCUGGAGAAGCUUCACCGAUCAGAUAGCAGCAGCUCCAGCUCUUCAAGCGACGAGGAAGAAGGUGAAGGAGAAGAGAAGAAGAAGAAGAAAAAGAAGGAGAAGAAGGGACUGAAAGAAAAGAUUGAAGAGAAGUUAGAAGGAGAGAAGAAAGAAGAGGACACUUCAGUUCCAGUAGAGAAGUGCGAUGAGCCAGUAGUCCAGCCAGAGACGCCAGAGAAGAAAGGUUUCCUCGAGAAGAUCAAGGAGAAACUCCCUGGACAACACAAGAAAGCUGAAGAGGCCAGUAGCCCAGCUCCAGCCCCAGCCCCAGCCCCAGCCCCAGCAGCUGAGCCCCAUCACGAAGGGGAGUCAAAGGAAAAGAAGGGAAUUUUGGAGAAAAUCAAGGAGAAGCUUCCUGGUUACCACUCCAAAUCAGAUGAAGAAAAAGAAAAGGCUUGAGAUUCAAGUUCACAUAAAAAUACUGAUGGGAUUGUGUGUUUCUUAAAUUGUUAAAAAAUUAUCUGUUUUUGUUUUGAGGUUGUAUUUGUUGUAUAUUUCAUAUUAAGUUUCUUCUUUUCCCAGCAUUUUUAGUACAAAUCAUAAGAAAAAAAAAGUUUGCUUUCGGUAUGUAAGAAAUGACAUGUUUCCAUUCUGUCUUUUUGUGAUUCGAACAGUAUUUAAUGAAUCAAUUUCUUGCUUUGUUGUUUA
Gossypium raimondii (Peruvian cotton) is the source of this 1039-nucleotide messenger RNA. Its product is annotated as phosphoprotein ECPP44. Gene Ontology annotation, cellular component: membrane. The record is from RefSeq and is a predicted model, not a curated record. The coding region runs from base 137 to 790 and encodes 217 amino acids. Gene Ontology annotation, biological process: response to water. The transcript has 2 exons. Lineage: Eukaryota; Viridiplantae; Streptophyta; Magnoliopsida; Malvales; Malvaceae.